AUGGACGAAAACGUUGAUUCAAUCAUCAUCGAUGAAACAAAAAAGAAUGAACCUGAUAAAAAAGCUUGUAACGAAGAGGUUAAUUUGAAAGAACAUGAAACAUCAUUGGAUCAAGUUUCAGAAGUGGAAAACGUUGAAAAGAUUGAAGAAACGCAAGUAACAAAAGUUAUGGAUAAAUUAGAACUUUCAAACACCGUUACAAACUUGUUUAAUCUAUCUGAAGACUUCGAAGAUGCAAAUGCUAAGACAUUUGAUACAUUUGAUAAUGAAUCUGAUGAUAUUAUGUCAGACCAAGAUAUUGAAGAAAAAGAGAAUUUACGCACAGAUCUUACUGUAGGAUUGCCAGAGAUUUCUCCUAUUCCAUCUGGUUCAAGGACACGUUCUGGUAGAUGCAUUAAAAAACGUCUAUCGACGCAGAUCGAAGACGAAUCAAGUGAAGAAUCUGUUGAUGAAGAUGAAUAUCAUCCAAAUGGUAAAGAAGAUCAAGAUUCUGAAUCAAGCAGUGACGAAGAUGUAGAACAAGUAUCAAAUAGAAAAGGCCAAGAUGAUACACCUACGGAAAAUACCAGUGGAAAUCUUCAAGCGAGCACUAGUAAUGAAAGAUGCCUAACUAUGAAUCAAAUCGUUCCGUAUUCAUCGGAAGGUGGUAAAUGGUACCAAAAGAAGAAUUUUUGUUAUUAUUGCCAUACUAUGCAAACAAGAAUUGAUAUUCAUUUAAAAAAUGCACACUUGGACAAACCAGAAGUUUUACAGGCGUCAUUAAUGAAACCCAAGUCUAAAGAAAGACGUAAUGCGCUUGGUGCAAUUCGUUUGAAAGGUAAUGAUUUUUACAAUAAAAAUAAAACUUUCAACCCAGAAGGAAAAAUCAUAGCUUCUCGAAGGCAAAGAGUGAGUAAAAAUGGUACUCCCUUGAAACCUAAAACUACAAAAAAUAAAGCUUUCCCAAUCAAAAUGAUGUGUCCAUACUGCGAUAUUUAUCCUGCGUAUAAAAAUUUGCAAAACCAUGUAAGGAACACCCACGGCGUAUCACAUUUUUCAAAUACCAAAAAUACGCUUGGCUUAUCAAAGAAAAAAAUGGGCUUAUGUCAUUUAAGAGCCUCAGACCUCGUAAAAGAUCACAUUUUACCGAAACUCAAGAUGGAUAGCAUUGGAGCCGUUGCUCGCAUGGACUUAAUGAUUAUACUAUAUGCUAAUAAAUUCGUCAUUCGUUAUAUGAAUAUCGACCAACAAGCUUAUGUUCGAGCGCACAUGCGAUUAUUAGCCAAGCUUUUAAUAGCAAUCACCUCCAUAAAUUCAAAGCUAACCGACUUAAUAGAUGUCUUUAGACCUGUAUAUUGGCCUAUAGUUCUGGAUGCAAUAAAAUUGGUAUCAGAAUACGACGCAAAAACAAAUCGAUUUGCGGUUAUUUAUAAUGCUGAAACAAUUCCGAUUCUACUGAGAAAGUGUAUCAAGAUUUUGAAAAACGAAUUCACUGUGCACGAAGAUAAAGAGAAAUUGGAAUAUUUACUAGGGUUUGAAUCGGUAUUCGAAGAUGAUGUGGAGGUACAAAUUGCAUAUACUGCAAAUAUUGGUCGCAAAGAAUUCAUAAGACACGGCGAAGAGAAAAAGUUACCGGAAACUGAACAUAUUUACACAUUUGAGAAAUUUUUGUCUUAUAAACGCAAUUUAAGUAUGAAACAUUUUGAUUCCGGAAAAAGUGAAUAUGAACAUUAUUUGAAUAUUAUGCAGACUACUGCGGUAAGAAUAUUAAUUUAUAACAGACGGAGACCCGGAGAAGUCAGUAAAACUUUAUUAAAAGAUUAUGCUCAUGCCAAAGCAGCUGAUCCAAGCAGUGAAUUUUUUAAGCGUUUAACUGAAGAGGAACAAAAACAAAGAUUAAAAUAUACUCGCAUUGAUAUCCAAGGAAAAAAGCUGACGGAAAAGGCUCUCUCUACAUUACAGACGAAGAUAAAACUGCUAUCGAACUGCUUUUACGGCGUAGAUAGACAUGUUAAAAUAAGUGAAUUACUAACAAAGUUGAGCAAAGAGUGUUCUCAAACAUUUAAAGAGAUGGAUGACAAAACAAUGAGGGGAAAUCUGCUGCGCCAACAUAUUGCUACGUACAACAGUACGACUAAAGAUGGUGAAAAAAAUCGUACUACUCUUACCGGUCAUUUGGGUCACUCUGAGAAAGUUCAUAAUAAACAUUAUAGAAGAACUAUUGAUGGAGAGGACGUUUUGGUGACCCAAAUUUUAGAUUCUGCUAGUAAAAUGAAUGACAAGGAUAAUACUAGCAAUAUAUCAGAAUUCGACGAAUCAAGUAUAACUUUAAACAGUUCAGUAGUUGACUCGAAUACAAGUGAACUCGAAGCAUCAUUAAAUGCAGUAGAAACAUCUGAACAGGAUUCGACUGCGAAUUCCUCUAUGAAUGUAGAAACUGAUGAUUCUGAAAAACAUUAUGUACCUUUAUCAGAUUUUAGACUAUCAUCUAAGAGAGCAAAGUCAUUCAAAAGUCAGUAUGAGCCUUCACCUAAGAAAGCAAAAUUACACGAAAGUAAAUCUAUGAAUCCACCAAGGAAGAGUCAAUCAAAAAUCAAAAAGUCCAAAGAAUCAAAAAAUUCAUCUAUGAGAGAAAUGAUUUUGCAACGAGACGAACAUGGAUAUGAGGAUGAAAAAACUCAAUUUGAAAAAGCUUUCGAAAUGGCUAUCUGCACAGGCAGAUAUCCUACUGCAACAGAGAUCCGUGAUGCCCAAAAGAAAUACCCGUCACUUGCUGAAAGAAGUGAACAAACGAUUCGGACAAGAUUUUCAAAUCAUUAUAGAAAAAAUGAAGUAAUUAAAAAUUCUAAACCUAAGAAAUACGGUAAAUAUUAA
Trichogramma pretiosum is the source of this 2853-nucleotide messenger RNA. RefSeq lists its product as uncharacterized. Lineage: Eukaryota; Metazoa; Arthropoda; Insecta; Hymenoptera; Trichogrammatidae. The coding region runs from base 1 to 2853 and encodes 950 amino acids. The record is from RefSeq and is a predicted model, not a curated record. The transcript has 5 exons.